Trichosporon asahii var. asahii CBS 2479 is the source of this 2271-nucleotide messenger RNA. Its product is annotated as cytoplasm protein. The coding region runs from base 1 to 2271 and encodes 756 amino acids. Gene Ontology annotation, biological process: protein histidyl modification to diphthamide. The transcript has 6 exons. NCBI's taxonomy places the organism in Eukaryota, Fungi, Basidiomycota, Tremellomycetes, Trichosporonales, Trichosporonaceae. Gene Ontology annotation, molecular function: diphthine-ammonia ligase activity. The record is from RefSeq and is a predicted model, not a curated record.
AUGUCUGGAGCAGAUGCGGCGUCCAAGCUGCCCGGAGUCAAGCACAAGGUCAUCGGGCUUGUCUCCGGUGGCAAGGACAGCUGCUUCAACAUGAUGCACACCGUCGCCAACGGACACGAGAUCGUUGCCCUUGCAACCCUCACCCCUGAGCCGGGUAUCGGUGAGCUAUCUGCUUCGGUUGGAACAACGAUUCCGCCGCUUAUUGCUGAGGCGAUGGGUCUCCCGCACUACACUCGUGUCAUCAAGGGUGGUGCUGUCGAGCAGGGUGCGGAGUACGGGUCACGCGAGCAUGGCGGCGAGGUGUCCGGGCAGGAAGGUGACGAAACCGAGGAUUUGACUGCUCUGCUGAAGACAAUCAUUGCCGAACACCCGGAAGUCACCGCUAUCUCGUCGGGCGCCAUCCUUUCCAACUACCAACGUCUGCGCAUCGAGCAUGUCUGCCAGCGCCUCGGCCUCACGUCGCUGGCGUACUUGUGGCAGAGCGAGCAGCUUCCUCUCGUGACGCGGAUGGUCAGCAGCGGAUUGGAAGCUGUUCUCGUCAAAGUCGCUGGAAUCGGUCUCGGCCAGAGGCAGGUCGGCAAGUCGCUCGGGCAACUGCUGCCACUGCUAACACGGUUGUUCGGUGCCCAUCCCGCGGGUGAAGGUGGCGAGUAUGAGACUCUCACUGUCGACUGUCCACUCUUCAGCAGUCGCAUCAACUUCGUCGAGUCCGAGAUCAUCGAGUCUGAGCCAGAGCCGUUCCCCGUCGCCUACCUACGCAUCUCGAAGGCUGUGCUCGAGCCGAAGGAAGGAUGGGUGAAGCCGACAGUCGCUGAGCUCCGGGAACUCCUAGAGCUCGACGCGGGCGACGAGGGCAAGGAGGGUCUGGACGAGAAGGGCCUCGAGGUACUAGAGGCUAUCGACUCCGUGACAGCCCAGGACGACGACGCUGCUUCCGUCACAGAGCAGCUGGCGGGCACAUCACUAUGCGCUGUUGAUGCUUCACCCCGAGGAGUUAGGUUUGGGCGACGGGGAAGGUGGUUUGCAGUCUCUGCUGAGGGUCAGUCCGCUAGUGCGCCUUCCGUGAAGGACGAGGUUGUGGGGGCGCUUGAUGCGAUCAAGUGUAAUCAGAAUCUCUCUCUUCCCCUGCACUCGACUCACAUCACACUUCUUCUCUCCUCUAUGGACCUCUUCCCCGAGGCUAACACCGCAUACGUCAAGUACUUCGGUACAUCCCCACCGUCACGGGCGUGUGUCGCCGUGCCGCUCCCGGAAGGCGAGCGGAUACGCAUCGAGGUGAUCGGUUUUGAUGACCAGGCUGAAGACGCACCCAUCGGAGGACGCACAGCUCUCCACAUUCAAGGUCUUAGCUACUGGGCGCCGGCCAACAUUGGCCCCUACUCGCAGGCUGUUACCGUGAGCUUACUAGUGUCCCCAGAAGCUGACGUUCAGGUGAACUCUCGACUGCAUAUCGCCGGCCAAAUCCCAUUGCAGCCGCCGUCGCUCACGUUUGCGCCGUUCCCCGCCGCUCCGGCCAGCCCGUAUCCGCACCAAGCUGCUCUCGCACUGCAGCACGUUGGGCGCAUCAUCGACGUGCUGAGGAACCCGAACUCGACCGGAGGCGGAUGGACGGGAUGGAUCGAGAGCUGUGUGUGCUGGUGGGCUCGGCCGAAGGGUCUGGGCUGCGAGGGGCCGGACGUCGCUCGGAGAGCAUGGAAGGCGUGGGCGGAGGAGAACGACUGUGUCGGUGCCCCCGCGAUCUUUGUUGAAGCGAAGGAGCUCCCGCGCUGCGCGCUGGUCGAAUAUCAGGUCAAUGCUCACACCGGCCGACCAGGCGCCGAGGCUGCCACUGCCACCUCCAACGAUGAUGACGACGACGACAGCGAUGACGAGGACCCGUCGCCGAAGUACAGCCACACCGAGACGCAGUCCGCGUACCGUCAAGAGUGCAAGGCGCCGUCGUCCCGACAAGGUUCGAGGCGGGCGAUCUUCCUCGACAGUAUGUUCAACUGUCCCGGCCGAACUAACACCCCAGACGAUGCGGACCUAAAACAAGUCUCGAUGAUGCUCACAUCCGGCGAGGACGUCGUCUCUGUGAAGAUGUACUACGCCCCCUCAACCUCGCCGAAGCUUUGUAAGUUCACAGGCCUAGGUCAGGAACUAAUAGCAGACGGCCUCGUCACGAAAACGAUGGAUCACUUCAACAUUCACUUCGUCCCCGUUCCUGUGCUCAGCGCUCAGAACGUGGAGGGCAAGGCGUUCUCGAUUGCGCUCGAGGUGUUUGGAGCUUAG